AUGUCUCAUCAUGAUUCCAGCUGCCCCUCAUGCGGCAAAAUCUUCAAAGACCACACUUCCAUUGCUCGUCAUAUGAGCCAGCCUUGGUCUGGAUGCAACACAUGGUUAGAGGAUAUGAUCAACCCCAUUUUGUUUGGUGAAGAUCAUAACAUGGACUCUGUGGACGAUGAGGACAUCACUGGACUUCCUCAUAAUAUCGACUCUUUUCUAUCACUUGAAAUGAUCAAGGAUUUACCCUUGUCAUUCCGCUCCGCCAGAGAACUACAUGGUCGAGCUGAGAUGCUGCCCAGCGGUCCAUGCUGGAAGUCUCAAGUCAUUCAUACAUCACAUCCUACAAAGUUGCCAGUAAUUCUGUACUGGCAUGACCCUAUUGAAUAUCUCACACCUCACAAGAUUCACUCUACUGUAGAGAGACUAUGUCGUGUAUACACUAGAUGGAUAUCAGGAAAUGACGCAUGGGAUAUGCAGUUGGUGAUACCCAAGGGUGCAACCCUCCUUGACACCAUUCUCUCCUCUGACAAGACAAACAUCACUGCAUUAACGGGGGAUUGCAUAGCUCAUCCGCUCCUAAUUAGCCUCCCCAACAUCUAUGUGAAUUGCCUUAAUAUUGUUCUUGAGCUGCUCAAGCAAUCCGCUCAACAUGGUGUCAUGCUGUCUGAUCCUAUUGGAUGCAGUCGGUAUUGCUUCACUGCUCUCAUGAGCUAUAUUUCCAACACCCCUGAGGCCAUGAUGCUGGCAGCCGUUGGUGGAAAAAUGUCGCCAGUGACGAUGGCAAUGUAUAAGCAGUUCGGGGAUGUAUUCCAUCACGAACCCCGGACAAAAUCAACAACUAGUGCACAGCUUGCUGUUAAAUUCCGACUGAAUGGCAUCGACAAACCGUUCUGGUGGGACUAUGCACUAGCAGACCCCUCCCGGUUUCUUACACCAGAAUCACUCCAUCAUCUUCAUAAAGAAUUCUUUGACCAUGACACCCAAUGGCUCAUUUGCGCUGUUGGAGAUUCUGAAAUAGACUUCCGAUUCUCAGUGUUACAGCCCAUCACUGAAAUCCAAUGUUAUAUCAUCGCUAUCAGUGCAGAUGCAGCACCUCCUCAUGUCAUCGCUGCUGUACAUGCGCUCAUGCAGUUCUGGUAUCUCAUACAGUCACCACAUAUUGAUGAGGAAGAUCUUGGGCACAUCUCAGGUGCUCUAACUGAGUUCCACAUGAACAAGGAUGCAAUCCUUGCUGCUGGAGCUCGUCAGGGGAAGGGCAAUAGAAACAUUGACAACUUUUAUAUCCCCAAGCUGGAGCUAAUGCAGAGUAUCGUUCCCAGCAUUUGCAACUCUGGUUUCAUAGGACAGUGGUCUGCUGACAUCACUGAACAUGCCCACAUCACGGAGAUCAAAGACCCCACCAGAUCAAGCAAUAACAACAAUUACAACACACAAAUUUGUUGA
Messenger RNA from Suillus plorans, 1434 nucleotides. RefSeq lists its product as uncharacterized. The record is from RefSeq and is a predicted model, not a curated record. The coding region runs from base 1 to 1434 and encodes 477 amino acids. NCBI's taxonomy places the organism in Eukaryota, Fungi, Basidiomycota, Agaricomycetes, Boletales, Suillaceae. The transcript is spliced from 8 exons.